This is a messenger RNA of Cydia fagiglandana, 1081 nucleotides long. RefSeq lists its product as uncharacterized. The transcript has a single exon. NCBI's taxonomy places the organism in Eukaryota, Metazoa, Arthropoda, Insecta, Lepidoptera, Tortricidae. The coding region runs from base 245 to 1081 and encodes 278 amino acids. The record is from RefSeq and is a predicted model, not a curated record.
CGACAGCUCUAAUUAACCACAAAGGUCGCCUCUGUCUACGUGAAACUAGUUUCGGCAAAAACCACCAGCGUCACUACUGUCUACGUGAAAUGGUUUCCGCUACUCGCUGCAUUCGACAAACAUCGUAGUGACAGUUCCUACAAGUUAGUUCUGCUGCUUGCCGCAUAUGACGCCACCGUCUAUGUAAACGCCGCCGUGUCAAUUCCUUAUCAAUCUAUUUUGGUAAACAAAAAACAAGCUAAAAAUGGAAAAAAUGAAUGAAAUACUGGAAAAACUUAACAAUAUACAAACUGAACUCAGCGAGCAAAAAGCAACGAUCGAAAACAAUGGAGCAAAAGUAACCGAGCAGGUAACGCAAAAUUUCAACAAAAUUCUCGAUGAAAAACUGGACCUAUUGGAGGGAAAAUAUGACCUUCUAAAGGAAACAGUGGAUACUCAGGAGAAAAGAUUAUAUAUCCUCGAAAAACAGUUCAGAGAAAGAAACUUAGUAUUUUUCGGAAUGGAUGAAAAUGAAAAAUCAUAUUUGGAACUAGAGAACAAGAUUAUUCAGUUUAUAGAAGAACACCUGGACCUUCAGCUGGGCUCCAAGGACAUUCAAGUAGUCAAACGACUAGGUAUAAAGAAGGACAGACCUCGUCCCAUAGUUGUAACCUUUACAACGCUCGGCACAAAGAUUAAAUUGCUCAAAAAUAAAAGAAUGCUCAAUGACACACAAUAUUACAUCAAGGAAGACUUUCCAAAAAAUAUCUUAGAGAAGAGGAGGGAGCUGCAGGAACAGUUAAAAAUUGAAAAAGACAAAGGUAACAAAGCUAUCAUAAAGUAUGAUAAACUAAUAAUACUCGGUCAAAAAACAGACGCUACCAACAGUAAAAAAAGAAACCUGUAUAUGUCACCAGAAAGCGACUCACAGAACAAACCUGACCACAUAGCACAAGCAGCAAAGAAAAACAAAACUCGUGCUACACAAUUACCGCCACACAAAAUAUCGAAUAGUUCAGAAGGAGUUGUAAAACCAGGAAUAUUAAAUUUUUUAAUAAACAAAAACACAAAUAGACUGGAAAAUAAAGACACAGAUCUAUAG